Messenger RNA from Diorhabda carinulata, 1633 nucleotides. RefSeq names its product high mobility group protein 20A-like. Lineage: Eukaryota; Metazoa; Arthropoda; Insecta; Coleoptera; Chrysomelidae. Gene Ontology annotation, biological process: regulation of gene expression. The record is from RefSeq and is a predicted model, not a curated record. The transcript is spliced from 4 exons. Gene Ontology annotation, cellular component: nucleus. The coding region runs from base 116 to 1516 and encodes 466 amino acids.
UUUAUUUUUACAUUUCGUUUUGUUGAUGUUCAUCAUUUUUGUAACAUGUGAAAUUAACUUUAAGGAAAAGUAACAUAUUUUUUCUUAAAGAAUCAUAUAUAUUAUAUGAUUUAAAAUGGAAUCGUCUGAUUUACAAAUUAAAAUCGAACCAGGAUCAAAUUCGGAAACCCAAGCAACAGAUGAAGCUAAUAAUCUAUUGAGAAAUGGGAUUUUAGUAGAAACGAGCAAAGGCCUAAUUUGUAUGUCGUUGAACGACGCCCUAUCAUUGGAUUUAAAUUUAUCAGUAGACGAUUUGCGUAACGUCGCUGCAAAAUUGAUUUCAGAGCAGAAUGUAGUGACCCAUCCGACGAAAACGUCUCAUACGAAUUUCAAUUUUGAUAGCGACGGAUUUUCCAGCGAAUGUAGCGAUAUUAGUACUACAACGUCAGGCUCCAUCGCACAAUCGAAUUUCAAAUCGCUCCCUCCCCUAAUAACCGAUCCUAAUUUAAAAUACGAAACUACCAUAAUGGUGAGUAAACCGAAUUUGGAAUCUAAUGAAAAACCUGCCGAUAUCAAAAUUGAAUUGAUCCCAAAAAGUGAAACUGAAAACGUGGUCGUUCCUAUUAAAAUGUCUAUAGAUAUAACUAAACCAAAGAAAGGUAGAGGAGGAUGGCCAAAAGGGAGGAAAAGGAAACCAGAGCUUCUUAAUCUACCCCCAAAAGCCCCCGCGACGGGGUACACUUUGUACCUCAAUGAACAAAGGAAACUAUUCAAGGAUAGCAGCUUGGCAUUUCACGAAAUUACGAAAAUUAUGGGUAAUAAAUGGUCGAGUUUAACUUUGGAAGAAAAAAAACCGUAUUUGGAAAAAGCUGAAGAAGAUAAAAAGAGGUACAGAGAGGAAUUGAAACAAUAUAGACAAUCUGAUGCUUAUAGGACUUAUUUGACCAAAAAGAGAAAAAAAAGACUGCAGAAUAAUGUGCUAUCGGAAAGUGACAUGGAUGCAACGGAUGAUUUUGAUGAAGAAGAUAACGAAGAAUUAUACUGUCGCACCUGCGAUCAAUGGUUUCAUAAUUUACAUAAUAAGAGGGAACAUUUACAAGGGAAACAGCAUUUGCAAUCCGUAGCAGGUGAUAUUACUAGGGAAUUGUGUUCAGACACCGAAGCCAUAGGUACCACUAGUACUUUCAGCACUUCCUUAGACGAAUCAAGCUUAGAUGGUAUGCCUAGCAUCAGAGUGUCUACUAGUAAUGGAGCGUCCAACUCAGUAACCGUCAGUGAUGCUAUGGCAAAUUUAACGGCAGUAGUUAGCAAAAGGGAAACGGAAAUGAAGAUAAUGUUGAAUCGACAGCGGGAAUUUGCUUCACAACAACAGGCUUUGUACAAUCAACUUCAUCAGUUAACGGAAAGACAUAAAAAAUUACAAAAAGAUCUAUUGUUGUUGAAAGAAAAGGAAAAAGAGACUGAGAGUCGUGUUUUUAAUUUGUGGCAAGUCCCCAGUUGGUUUAUAAUUUCUAAUGAUUCUAUUACUGACACUUAAAUUUGAUUUAUUUGGUUACAUCAAAAGAAACGAUGAAAUUACCAUUAUUAAAUUGACCCUGUAUAUAUAGAAUUAUUGUUAAGAAAUGUACGUUUAUAUGGAUAUAUAUAUAUAUAU